This is a messenger RNA of Aspergillus chevalieri, 816 nucleotides long. Its product is annotated as A4/G1 family peptidase. The record is from RefSeq and is a predicted model, not a curated record. Gene Ontology annotation, biological process: proteolysis. Bases 1 to 816 code for a protein of 271 amino acids. Gene Ontology annotation, molecular function: glutamic-type endopeptidase activity. The transcript has a single exon. NCBI's taxonomy places the organism in Eukaryota, Fungi, Ascomycota, Eurotiomycetes, Eurotiales, Aspergillaceae.
AUGAAGUUUCUGAGCACCUUCGUUACCACCGCGCUCCUCGUGGGCAGCACCCUAGCUGCUCCACGCACCCUCAAAGAACGCGUGCAAGCCCGCACAUCCUCCCGCCAAUCAAACCCCAACCAGCGCCUCGCCACCACCGACGCCGACCAAAGAGCCUUAACUGACAUCCAAUACAGCAACAACUGGGCCGGCGCCGUCUACGAACAACCACCCCCGGAGGGCUCCUGGUCCUACGUCUCAGGCACCUUCACAGUCCCGGAACCAAAAGCCGUCGGCGAGGUGAAAGAAGGUAGCGUCACUGCGGGAUCCGCGUGGGUCGGAAUUGACGGCGAUACCUACGGCGCAGCGAUCUUGCAGACGGGCGUGGACUUUUAUGUCGAGGCGGAUGGGAAUGUGCAUUAUGAUGCGUGGUACGAGUGGUACCCGGAUUACGCGUACGAUUUCCAACUGAAGUUCAAGCCGGGUGAUGUGGUGAAUCUCGUCGUUGAGGCGUACUCGUCUAGCUGGGGUUAUGUGCAAAUCGAGAAUCUAUCGACCGGCGAAACGGCAACGCAAAUCCUUAGGGCACCGUCGGAAAAGGCCGUGCUGGCUGGUGAGAAUGCGGAAUGGAUCGUCGAAGACUUCCAGUCUGGCGGCGAGCUGGUGAACCUGGUUGAUUUCGGCACUGUUAUGUUCACAGAGGCGCAGGCGCAGGCUGGCCACAAGGUGUACGGGGUCAAGGACGCGUCGAUUAUCGAGCUGAAGCAGGGCGACAAUGUGAUUACCGAGACGACGAUCAUCAGUGACGAGGAGUUCAAUGUGAAGUACACGGGCUAG